Molecule: messenger RNA, 237 nt
Organism: Arabis nemorensis
Lineage: Eukaryota; Viridiplantae; Streptophyta; Magnoliopsida; Brassicales; Brassicaceae
Source: the annotation of a GenBank genome assembly
AUGAACGGUAAGGACAUAUAUGCUUCCGUUAUGAUCCGAGAAGGCACGGAAAUAAAGAAUAGAAGCAAUACUCCUAUUGUCUUCUCGGUCUACAAAAACCCAAUAUGGGACCAUGCAAUUAGGUUUUCCCUCCACGAGCCAGGACGUUUAACCCGAUUCGUGCAAUUGAUUAGUCACCGCAUAGUACGCGGUGAUAAGGAAAUUGGAGAAGUCAAAUCAGCCGUCUACGUUAACUGA